This is a messenger RNA of Folsomia candida, 3379 nucleotides long. Its product is annotated as insulin-degrading enzyme. The coding region runs from base 68 to 3193 and encodes 1041 amino acids. The transcript has 18 exons. Lineage: Eukaryota; Metazoa; Arthropoda; Collembola; Entomobryomorpha; Isotomidae. Gene Ontology annotation, cellular component: mitochondrion; cytosol. The record is from RefSeq and is a predicted model, not a curated record. Gene Ontology annotation, biological process: peptide catabolic process. Gene Ontology annotation, molecular function: metal ion binding; metalloendopeptidase activity.
CAGACACAGAUAAAAUACAUACAUGUCGGAAAUUCGCAACUUUAAUUAUUCCAAAUAAAAAUUUAUCAUGGUUUUCACCCAGAAUAUACUUUUCAUAUUUUUGACCACGGCCCUGUUUCACUUUUCCAUGUGUAAUCUAAUUUCUGAAAAUGAGAUAAUUCCACAAAACGAGACAACCGGGGAGUCUAUUCUUCUCGGCGAGAUUUCAAAACCGCCCCUGGAUCGGCGCACGUAUCUUGGCGUGCUUCUUCCCAACGGGAUGAAAGUGAUUCUAGUCAGUGACCCAAAUACGACGAAGGCUGCCGCUGCGUUGUCCGUGUCAGUCGGGAGCAUAAACGACCCGGACGAUUUUUUAGGGAUGGCACAUUUUCUCGAGCACAUGCUGUUCCUCGGUAGCCAAAAAUAUCGUGAUGAGAACAGCUUCCACAAAUUCAUUUCAGAACACGGUGGGUAUUCCAACGCGGCGACGCAGUCGGAUAAGACUUACUACUACUAUCGAGUUUCGCCAUUAGCAUUGGAGGAAUCUCUUGACAGAUUUGCACACCUCUUCAUCUCUCCACUUUUCACGGAAACCGCCCUCGAGCGAGAAGUACUCGCGGUGGAGUCAGAACAUCAAAAAUACAUCUCCGACGAUUGGAGACGCAUCGAAAGAGUAAUUGCGCAAACUGGGAAACCCGGGCAUCCGUUCGGCCGUUAUAGAACCGGAUCUCUUGAAACCCUGUGGACACACCCUAAAUCUAUCGGGUUGAAUAUCCGGGACGCCCUUUUGGACUUUCACCUCACCUAUUAUUCCUCCCAAUUGAUGAAUCUCGCCGUCAUAGGAGCGCAGUCUUUAGACGAACUUCAACUCCUCGUGGAGAAAGUAUUUGUCAACGUCCCGCAAAGUAACAUCACUCUGGAAGACGUCGAUGGAUCCAUGACCCAGCUGUACGGGAGAGACGAACUCGAAGAACGGAUUGAUGUAGCCCCCUUGGGAAACUUGAGAUCACUCCAGCUCAUAUUUCCGAUCGAUUAUGUUCCCGAGUACUACAAAAAUACGGCUCUCGGCUAUCUUUCGCACCUCCUCGGUCAAGAAGGUCCCGGUUCUUUGUCCGCCUUUUUGAAGAAACGCCACUUCGCGGAAAGUGUUACGGUCGGCGGGUUUCUACCCUCGAGAGGUAUGACGUUCUUCAAAAUCCGUUUAGCCCUCACUCAAGAAGGCUUUCGAAAUCUCAAUCAAGUUGUGAAACACAUUUUUCAGUGCAUUACAAUGAUACGUGAAAAGGGUCCACAACUCUGGUUUUGGGAGGAAGUUCGUGCCAUGAGUAUGAUGCACUUCCGCUUCCGGGAUGAACUUUACCCUAUCGAUCUCGUCACAAAGCUGGCCACAAAUAUGAUUGUUUAUCCCGUUCAAAAAGUUCUUUACGCGAACGGGAUCGAUCCCGAUUUGAAAUAUAAUGCAACCUCUAUUGAUCACACGUUGGGUCUCCUGACUCCGAGAAAUUGCAGACUUGUCGUAGCGUCGUCCGAACUCCAAAAUACAACUACCCAUAAAGAACACCAUUUCGGGGUAGAGUACAACCGGGUAAAGAUCGAUGAGGAUUUACUCCAAGAAUGGGAAAACGUUACCCUUAAUGACAUUGACUUUCCGUCCGACUUCUAUCUCCCAGAGCCAAAUGAAUUCAUCGCAUCAAAAUUCGAUCUAAAACCGCGCGAUAAUCAAAGUCUUGACGAUACUUUCACCCCCCGACUCCUCAUGGAUACGACUUUCACUCAACUAUGGUACCUUCAAGACAACAUGUUCCUUCUUCCAAAAGCCAGCGUGACCGUUGAACUGUUAAGCCCCAUGGCAUACGGGGACCCCUUGAAGGCCAACCUUCUCCUCCUCUGGAGCAAGCUUAUUACACACUCACUCGCCGAGUUCCAAUAUAGUGCCAGCUUGGCCGGAAUUCAUUCAGACGUGGCUGCCAUGGAGGGUGGUAUUCAGCUCACCGUGAAAGGGUUUGACCACAAGUUGGGCGCAUUUCUGGAAAAAAUUUUAACCCGAAUCCUCACCUUUUCCGUUGGUGAGGGGGAUGACCAAUCUUUCGCGGCUGGGAAGGACGCCGUCCUCGACAUCAUCGUAAACACGGGGCAAUCGCAACCCCACGAAAUGGCGGAUCGAGUCAUUCGACAAUUAUUUCUCGAGACGCGGUGGACACCUGGAGAUUUAUUGGAUGCCAUGGAAGACGUCAAGAUUUCCACAAUGCGAAGCUUUAUCAAGGAAUAUUUAGACAGACUAAAGUUUCGAUGGAUGUUUUACGGAAAUUUUGAACCUGAGGAAUGUGUCAAAAUCGUUCAAGAUUGCGAGGCCCUCUUCAUCUUGAAUGGGACACGCUCAAUAUUUUCCAGCCAAGCAAAAACUGUCCUCGCGCCACAACGAGUAAUCCAGUUACCCGAAGGCGCCAAUUUCCUCCAUCGGGUUGAGCAGUCCUCACACUCGUCUUCCUGCACCGUCGUGCUCUUCCAAAUCGGUCUGGACUCCUCGAGGUCGUCCAUGCUCAUACAGCUGGUAUCCCGUGUCAUGCACUCGCCCAUCUUUGACCAGCUGAGGACCAAGGAACAGCUGGGCUACACCGUGUGGGCGGAUGACUUCGGGGUCGCCUACUACUCCACGGUGUCACUAAGGAUACUGGUGCAGGGGAGUAGAGACCCGACCUAUGUGGAAGGGCGGAUUAACAACUUUCUCGCAGAUUUCGAGAACGUUCUAGCAAAUAUGACGGAAAAGGAAUUUCUUCGCCACCGCAAAUCCAUCUCCAACAUUAGAUCCAACCCGCCAAAAACAAUGACGGACAAAGUAGCGACCAUCACACGGGAAAUUUAUUCUCAGCGAUUUAACUUUCAUCGCCUUCAGGUGGAUCUGGAAACCUUGGAGGGCAUCGGAUUGGCAGAUCUUCGCCAAUUUUUUACCGAACACAUCUCUAACCCUAAAACGAGACGAAGACUCGCCGUCCACGUUUUUCCAUCGGUUUCCCUCAUAAAUUCUACUUUUCCCUUGACCACACCUUCUGACGGAAUGGGUGUGGCCUAUUCUGUUUCCAACAUUACCGGCGGGAACGACAACCUUUUUACGGCCCAAAACGAAAUUAUGGCCGAUCUAAUUGAAGACAUCGUUUCUUGGAAGCAAACUAUGCACCUUUUUCCCAAUUCAAACCCAUUCAACCCUUUGAAUUAGAAAUUAUGGUGUCUCAAAUGGACCGAAUGGGAACAAAAUACAUCACGUACACAUAUGUUUUACCUUCAUCCUAACAUUUUUUUACCGGUUCCUACCUUUUUUUAUUUUCGGAAGCGUCGUCUUUCUGGAAGCGUCCGGUAUUUACUUCCAAUUGUUAAAUAAAAUUGAAGUGUUAAUGUAUAAAUA